AUAUUUAACUUGCGAAUUACAUUUAAAUCAUUUUUUAUUUCAAAUGGAAAAACACUCCUCUUGUUUCACUCCAUUAGAAUAAACUAAACAAUUUAAAUCAUUGUUGAGGAAUUGAACUCCAGAGAAUCGCAUUAGCCUCGCACUUCCACGUUUCUCGUCAAAAGCUGAUUACUAGAAAACAGCAUGUUUUACUUCGGUAUCCUUGCGGUGCUGUGGUCGGUGUUGGCGUACUCCAUUGGCUUUACAAUGGAUCGUUCAGCUUUGGUACCGUCCAUGUGGGACACGGCGCCGUCCUUGGACACGUACCAAAAGGUAUUCGUUGACCCUGCGUUGAACGGCAAGAUACAGGUGACAGGCAUGGACAAUAUCUUGCAAGCUGCAGAUGUGAAGGUAUCGGUGAAACUGACGGAGCAGAUGCCGCAGAAUCAGACGCGUAAGAAGAGAUCGACGACCGAGAACACCACAACCGGGAUGAAACUGGUCAAUGACGGUGUAACGUUAGUGAUGAAAAAUGACAGCUCCAAUGUUUCCGUAGAAAACGCCAACACCGUUACUCCACUCCGAAAUGUUAUCUUGCUUCUGAUUGACGAAAGCAGCUCGAAUGAGAGCAACCACGGGAAUUCAUGGGAGGAUUGCAAGAAGAAACUGCCGUUCGCCAUUGAAGGAUUUCUUCAAAGCUGUCGUGAUGAGAUUAAGGCUACCAAUUUCACCGUGAGCAGCGCUAUUGUUCUUGAAAAUAAAGAAAAGAACUGUGAUUGCGAACAUAUCCUUCGUUCGAAUAUUGUUGAUCUGUUAUCUUGGGCGAGGCACGCGAAAGGAAUGACAACAGGCACAGUUUCCGGCAGCAAUUUCUCGAUACCAUCCUUUCCUAGAUACGAAUUCGAUGCAUUUGACGAAAAUGAAGCGAAGUUUGAACAGCGCAUGGACAAGCACAAUUCGAAGGACCCCUGGCAAAUGAUCAAUCUCAGCGAUCAAACAAAAUCCCUUUCCCCCGUGACCAUGGCAGACUCUAAAUCCGACGGAAUGUCGAAUUUUGACGGCACUUGGAACAUUUUCGAUGUGUUCUCCAAAAUGUGGAUGGCCUUCUUUCGCUCUUUACUUGAAUCGGUUGGCAGGAACAACAAUACAUCCGAAGAGGAGUUUUCAUCGCGCAAACCAUUUCUUGUUAAACCUUCUACGAUAAGUUUGAUUGAGAAUACCAUCAAGGAGCUCAAAUCCUUUCCGAACAACAAGGGCUAUAUACUGAUUGCUACCGUGCCGAGCAACGAGCAUGCUGUUGUCAUCGAUCUUUUGCAACGCGAAAUUUCUCCGAAAGACACUCUUCUUGUAAUGAUGGAAAUCUGUUCGGGCAAGAAAUCCGUCCCAUUCAUCGCGGAAGGAUCAAAUAGCGGAAUCCUUCGGGAAAUAAAAACGAUCUGGGAACUGCCGAUCGCAAUCAGAAAAGCGAUCGAAACUAACUGUCAUGAUCCAGAAUGCAUAAAUCGACAGAAGCGCGAUGCUCCAAUUAUCUCACGUGUGCCAAUGGAAUUUUUUCUAGGAAAAACUGCCAGUGCGAAAGCGCGUUAUUAGUAACUAGAACUAGAUGUUGAAAAACUGAUGUUGCUGAUACAACCCACGGAGGAGAUGUCCAAGUUCAUACGGGUGGAAUUAAAUGAGAAUCCAGCGACACGUGAGAACGAUCUCGAAGCAAUCAAAGAGUGGUUCAGAAAACAACCGCAUUUACCUCAAUUUGAUGAUGACCGAAGAAUAAUGACGUUUCUAAGAGGAUGCAAGUUCUCUUUAGAGAAAUGCAAGCGGAAGCUAGACAUGUAUUUCACAAUGCGUGCAAUGAUCCCCGAGUUCUUCAGCAACCGCGACGUCAAAAAUCCGGACAUACAAGAACUACUGAAACUCGUACAGAUACCGCCUUUGCCAGGUUUGACGAAGAGCGGACGUCGAGUGAUCCUGAUGCGAGGACUUGAUAAAGAUGCACAGACUCCGAAUAUUGCGGAAGCUAUGAAGCUGGUAUUGAUGAUAGGCGACCUACGUCUUAAAGAGGAGUCCCACGGAGUAGCAGGUGACGUCUAUAUCCUCGACGCUAGCGUCGCUUCGGCAAAGCACUUUGCUAAAUUCACGCCGACCUUAUCAAAGAAGUUCAUGGUCUGCGUGCAAGAAGCUUACCCAGUGAAGCUGAAAGAGGUACACGUGAUCAACGUCAGUCCGAUUGUCGACACGAUUGUCACCUUUGCCAAGCCGCUGCUGAAGGAGAAGAUUCGCAAUCGCAUCUUUCUGCACAGCGAUAUUAAUACGCUCUACGACUAUGUGCCCAAGGAAAUAUUGCCGGCUGAAUAUGGCGGAGACGCCGGACCCAUUCAGGCUAUACAGGACAAGUGGGUGCAAAAGUUGGAGGAAAACACGGCUUGGUUCAAGGAACAGGAGUCCUUAAAAGCUAACGAGGCCUUACGACCGGAUAAACCAAAGACGCACGACGACCUAUUUGGUCUUGACGGAUCCUUCCGGCAGCUGACGAUCGAUUAAAUCGAUUAUCCCACUCUCGGAGGUACUCCUACGUGAUCAUCGCCAACAGCAGCCGUUAACCAGAUCGUUCAUUCGCGUGAACAGCAGAAACUUUAACAAUCGAUCGCAAACUCGGUCCUCGUGCUAAGAAGAUGUAUCUCAUAGCAUAAUUUAAUUGAUACAAAUUCGCCAAGUAAUUGUAGAGAUAACAAUCUUCACGAACAAAGCGCAACAACAGCAGUAUUUCUCUUAGACUUUUCUCUAUUAACAAAAUUUUAUUUAUUUUUAUUAAUUAUUCUAAUUAAAAGUUCUAUCAUAAUUCUAUGACUGUGAGAGAUUCUAACAAUAACUGACAAAUCGUGACUUACAA
Messenger RNA from Ooceraea biroi (clonal raider ant), 2866 nucleotides. RefSeq lists its product as uncharacterized. The record is from RefSeq and is a predicted model, not a curated record. Gene Ontology annotation, cellular component: membrane. Gene Ontology annotation, molecular function: phosphatidylinositol bisphosphate binding. Lineage: Eukaryota; Metazoa; Arthropoda; Insecta; Hymenoptera; Formicidae.